Molecule: messenger RNA, 2116 nt
Organism: Dermochelys coriacea (leatherback sea turtle)
Lineage: Eukaryota; Metazoa; Chordata; Testudines; Dermochelyidae
Gene: PRDX1
Product: peroxiredoxin 1
Exons: 6
Coding region: 1196-1795 (199 amino acids)
Biological process (GO): cell redox homeostasis; cellular response to stress; leukocyte activation
Cellular component (GO): cytosol
Molecular function (GO): thioredoxin peroxidase activity
Source: RefSeq, a predicted model, not a curated record
GUUUAGUUAGUCUCGGGAUUUCGCUUUUGUGUGGGUGUUAAGUGGUGUCUGAGGAGCCUGCCUUUCCUUUAUGCAUGAAGUUCUUAAAAGCAGCAAAACAAAAUGCAUCUGGUGUCUAACUUCUGAAAUAACUAAAGUAGAGUCUGACCAUUCUGCAGCACAACCACCUCCCUUAGACUGAACAAAAGAAACGUUGUUGCCCUUACACAAUCUUAUAUAACCUCUAAGAAGUAUAAAUGCUCUGUAGUGUUGAGAAAGCACUCAUAAUCACAAACUUGCUAAUUCAGCACUACAAUAAAAUAAUUGAUUUGGUAAAACUGGUACAAAUAGCUUAAAUCUGAAUUAAUAAACAGUCAUAGUAAUUAUUAAAUCCAUUGUGUUGUAAAAUGAUUGAGUUCCUACAUUUUCCAGUAGUUUGGGGGGUUUUUACACACAGCUCCCUUUUUUCACUAACAAAUAAAAUGGAAGCUUUUAACCUUACACUAUAACAAUCUUUGAUAUACUCUAACUGGAGGAAGGACAUAUUCUUCCUAGGCAUAUUGGCAAUGCUUAUUGGUUUGAUAACAAAUAGCAUGGUGGAAUGGUCAAGGUCUUGAACUGAAUAUAUCUAUUCUGAACAUGGAACAGACAGAGGCUAUCUUGUGUGGGUUGGAUCUGUUAACUCUGAGUCAUGCUGCAUACUAGCACAACUGCAGAAGGCAAGCUUCUUUUCAGAUCUUGAAUUUUGUAGUGGGACGCUGAGUGAACUCAAGGUUAAUAUGCUAACAGUGUGUGCAUGAUACAUUUUAAAUUACUUAAGGCAGAGGGCAGAAGAGGAACAACUCUAGUCCAUGGAAUCUUAAGGUUGUACGAAUUCAGUUUGGUAGCGUCAAGUAGUUUGGUCUAGAUAUGUGGAUUGCAUUUGUCUCCUCUUCCUAAAGUGUGUGUGACUACUUGUAAUGUCAGUAGUCAAUACUGAAGUCGUGUUUUGUUUUGUUUUUUUUAAAUCCUACUUAAUGUAGCUAUGUGAUACCUAGGAACCAGAGGCUUUGGCAAACUAAACUCACUGAACUCGUGGUCAAUAUUAAUGACAGAAGUUUCCAGUCUAAAAAAAACACUGGAUUAUUAUGGCAAAACUACAUGUUGCUCCUUGGGUUGACAAUGCCUAGAAAGCUACAUUGUCUAACAUGUCUCUAAUAUUCUAGCCCAUAUCAAGAUGUCUGCAGGAAAUGCAUUUAUUGGGAAACCAGCCCCUAGCUUCAAAGCCACAGCUGUGAUGCCUGAUGGGCAGUUCAAAGACAUCGCCCUCUCUGACUAUAAAGGAAAAUAUGUUGUGUUCUUCUUCUAUCCCCUUGACUUCACCUUUGUUUGUCCAACUGAGAUUAUUGCAUUCAGUGAUAGGGCUGAUGAGUUUAAGGAACUUAACUGUCAAGUAAUUGGAGCUUCUGUUGAUUCUCACUUCUGUCAUCUUGCCUGGAUCAAUACUCCUAAGAAGCAGGGUGGAUUGGGUAACAUGAACAUUCCACUGGUUUCUGAUAUAAAACGCACCAUUGCUAAAGAGUACGGCGUAUUAAAAGAAGAUGAAGGUAUUGCAUACAGAGGCCUGUUCAUUAUUGAUGAUAAGGGAAUCUUGCGUCAAAUUACCAUCAAUGAUCUCCCUGUUGGCCGCUCAGUUGAUGAAACUCUCAGAUUAGUCCAGGCUUUCCAGUUCACAGAUAAAUAUGGAGAAGUUUGCCCAGCUGGUUGGAAACCUGGGAGUGAAACCAUCAAACCUGAUGUUCAGAAAAGCAAAGAAUUCUUUUCCAAGCAGAAGUAAACUUGCUGCCUGUGCUCUACUGUUAGUCUGAAGAUACUAGUCUGCCUUCAGGAAAAGAACAAGUGUCAAGUAUUUUUUUUGAAUUUUCUGACUAUUUAAAGAUUGUAUACUGUGAGUCAAGAGGAGUCUUGUCUGAAGGUGUCAGCCAUCCUUUUUACUAGUCUUAUUGACCAGUACCUUCAUAUAGAAUCUUAAUGAUCAAUACUUGUGCAUCAUGCCCUGUUGACUUCAAUGACCAGUGCGGUGUAAGUGGUUGGAUCAGUGUUGCAUGUAGAACAGCUGUCUGACAUUUUGUAACUAUUAAACUCAUGAAAACUAAAA